AUGGAAAAAUACGAAUAGCCUUAAGGGAUGACUGCAAUUCUUAAGGAGAUGAUUGAUAACGAUCCCUAUAACAAAUUCUGCGUAGACUGCACAACAAACCAAAGCACUCAUGCUUGCAUCUUUUACGGCACAUUUGUAUGUGAUAACUGCGCCAGAGCACAUAUUUAGUAACUUGGAAUGACAAAAAGUUACGUCAAGCCAGUACUUUCCGAUCUAUGGGAUGACUAUCAAAUGAAGUGUGUAACUUUGGGAGGAAAUAAAGCUUUCUGGGAUUUCAUCUCGCAAUAUAAAAUUGAAAGAGAUCCAAUUGGUAAGAAAUACAGAACUAAAGCAACUAAGUAUUAUAAAAGGAGAUUAAGUGCUCUUGUUCAAGAAUAAGAAUUCGUAGAGAUCUAGCCAGUCAGAAAUACUGAAGAAUUAGUUGAUAGAGGACUAGAGAAAUCAAAGGUUGUACUUGAUAAAGCGGAGACUAAGAUUGUUGGGUUCGGAAAAUACCUAGACAAAAAGAUAUCGAAUCUAUUCUGA
This is a messenger RNA of Stylonychia lemnae, 525 nucleotides long. The record is from the annotation of a GenBank genome assembly. Lineage: Eukaryota; Ciliophora; Spirotrichea; Sporadotrichida; Oxytrichidae.